Molecule: messenger RNA, 933 nt
Organism: Elaeis guineensis (African oil palm)
Lineage: Eukaryota; Viridiplantae; Streptophyta; Magnoliopsida; Arecales; Arecaceae
Product: protein CASPARIAN STRIP INTEGRITY FACTOR 1
Source: RefSeq, a predicted model, not a curated record
GUUGUAGCAUGCUGUGUGUCCUCAAAGUGCACUGAAGUCAAUUCUCUCCACAAGGGGAGAGGCCGGCCGACUUGUCAAUGCCUUUAGUUUAUAGGAUUAACUAAGCAAUCCACGAACUCGAGCAACCAGACCCUUAAAUUCAAUGGAGAAAGUGCUGCAUGCCCUCUCCUUUCCAUUUUGAAUUGAGAAAUGGAUAGCCCGGUGGGAUUGCACCUUCACAUGUAAAGGGUUGCCUAGCUACUGGGUCUUUCACAAGGUCUGCCAGCCCAAGGUUAGUUUUAUUGUAUUCUGCUACUUGGAAAGGAUUCAUCUCUUCUCUGUGCUCUUGGUGGAGAGGAAGACUGCGUGACUGAGAUAAGGGUAGGUUAUCCACACGGAUUUCAUGGACCCUGAGAGAUUCACUCUUCGCUUCAUUCUCAUCUUGGCAUCACUUAUUGCAGUUUCAUCUGCAGAUGGGCACCAGAGGUUUUUCAAUAAAUAUGCAGUACGUAUGGAAUCCACAAUGAAGGAGCCUGCAUUUAAAGUUGUGCACCAUGAACAAGCCUUUGUUGCCCAUAACAGAGUUCUCAAAGUCAAUACAAAUGACUAUGGUAGAUAUGAUCCUCCCCCAUCUCUUGACAAGCCUCCUUCCAAACUCAUACCGAACUAAUGUUGCUCUUCCCCUUGGCCCACAACUGUAAAAUAAUCCAGUGUGUUAUGCUAUCUUUAUGGGUACUUGGAAAGGGAUGCUUCUCCUUAUAUAUAUAUAUACACACACAUAAGUUAAGCAGUCGGUCAGAAAAAGGUACAGCACUCCUUGUAAUAUAAUUCUCUCAUGAUGGUGAAUAAACCCAGUGUUUCUCCAUGUUACCAUAAUAUGGCAUGAUCGUAUGAUCAAUAAGCCUGGACCAUUAUAUAUUAAAUCUUUCUGUUACUCGAGAAGAUUAGAAUUUA